UUUACUGUCCCUCCUAAAAAGCCGACAUUAAACCGCCCCGGGCCCACAAAUCACCGGCGCAAAAUUAUGAGUUCGUUGCACUCCGCCAGCGCGCUGUUUUCCAAAUACCAACAAUCCGCCGUGAGCAGCCCUGCUCUUCUCUUAACGGACUCUUCAACUUCUCACUGUCCGUCUUCCUCUGCUUCUCCUGCCGCGUCUUCCUCGUACGCCUUCGUGUCCAGCGGAUAUCACCACCAUGAUGUCUCCAGUGGGAGAGGCAGCUCUAGGCUCCAAUUUCCCCCUUCUUCUUCUCACUCUUCUUCCUCUCCUUUUUCGUUCGGUUUGUCUCUUUCGAGACUGAACGGGAGCAUCAGGGGUAGUCAACCUACAGAAAUAGGCUCAGCAGGCGCUCAUAACUCACCGGGAAUUGGGCCGCUGGGGUGCCCCGCGGAGCAGAUCCUGCCCGGUCGGACUCAGUUCUGCUCGCUGGCUGCUAGGCUUCCUGAGACGACCUCCAGGAGGCAGAGUAGCCCGGAGCAGAAAAGGCUAAACCAUGAGAGACUACGUAUUUACCCCUGGAUGAAGAGCUCAGGCUCUGACAGACGAAGAGGCCGGCAGACGUACACGCGGCACCAGACGCUCGAACUGGAGAAGGAGUUUCACUUCAACCGGUACCUCACGCGGCGACGGCGGAUAGAGGUCGCGCACGCGCUCGGCCUCACAGAGAGACAGAUCAAGAUCUGGUUCCAGAAUCGGAGGAUGAAGUGGAAGAAGGAGAACACCAUGACGGAGAGCGGCACCGCCACGGCAGUGGCUGGAGAAGAAGAGGAGGCGGCCGAUGCGGAUGACUGAUGAGUGCAUCUACAGGACACCUGAAGACAACAAACUGCUACAGAUUUAUUUCACUUUUUUCUUUUAGUGUGCAAAAGGAGUCACAAUCGAAAAGAUGUUAUCACAUAACCAUCAUAUUUCCCUUCCGUUUGUUUGUUUCUGAAACUUUCAAAGGUGAAAUGUUGGAAUUAACAGGAUUGGAUUUCUAACAGAGACGCUUCUGUUGCAGUUCAGGAAUCCUAUAGAUUCCUUCGAGUUAUGAGAAAGCUGUCUCAUGUGAUCUGCAGCAGAAAGGCACGAAAUGGCUGUCGAUGCGAUAAAUGAAACAGCAGCACUUGUGACUUCUGUGGAUUUAUGUUAAUCGUAUUGGAUAUAUCUGCAUUUAUGAAUGUACACUUUUUUCCUAAAAGAAAAAAAAAUCUGGACCCAAAUCCACGAUACAAAACGAAAAAGAACUGCAUCACCCAUGUUUGUUUGUUUAGUUUUU
Messenger RNA from Archocentrus centrarchus (flier cichlid), 1297 nucleotides. Its product is annotated as homeobox protein Hox-B7a-like. Gene Ontology annotation, cellular component: nucleus. Gene Ontology annotation, molecular function: RNA polymerase II cis-regulatory region sequence-specific DNA binding; DNA-binding transcription factor activity, RNA polymerase II-specific. The coding region runs from base 67 to 831 and encodes 254 amino acids. Gene Ontology annotation, biological process: anterior/posterior pattern specification; regulation of transcription by RNA polymerase II. The record is from RefSeq and is a predicted model, not a curated record. The transcript has 2 exons. Lineage: Eukaryota; Metazoa; Chordata; Actinopteri; Cichliformes; Cichlidae.